AUGGCCUGCACCACCGGCCGGCCGCCCGCCGCAGCCACCACGUUCUUCUCGCGCCGCCCGCCGCUAUCCUCUGCCGCCGUGGCCUACAUCUCGAGUCCUCGUAUGGCAGGAAGUGCGGGUCGCUGCCCAAGCUCUACUUUCAUUGCAAGCAAAAACCAGUUAAUAGGUGGACUUCCAGUUGCCAUUUCAAACAUAAGCAGCCUUGUACGGCUAGAUCUUAGUGACAACCUACUCACCGAGCCAGUCCCAGGGUCCAUCGCUAAGUUAGAAAAUCUUGUAUGGCUCGAUCUCUCAAACAAUGACAUGUCAGGUCCUAUCCCAAUACAAAUUGGUAUGCUCUGGCGUCUAGAACAAUUGUUUCUCCAAGCAAAUAAAUUCUCAGGCUCUAUACCAAGAAGCUUUGGGAAUAUUAGUUUUUUAGAAUACAUUGACCUAUCUAGUAACCAAUUAAGUUCAACGAUACAUCCAAGGAUUUUCCACCUAGAUAAACUUCUCAAACUAGAUCUUUCAAAUAAUUCCUUUGCUGGUGCACUACCGUCUGAUGUUUCUGGUCUAAAUCAAAUAUAUCAUAUGGACCUUUCUUCCAACUUCUUGGUAGGAAGGAUCCCAGAAUCCUUUGGCCAACUCAAUAUGCUAACUUUCAUAAAUCUAUCGCAUAACUCCUUCAAAGGUUUUAUUCCAGGAACACUUGAAAAGCUAAAAGGCUUGGCAUCAUUAGACCUCUCAUCUAACAACCUCUCUGGUACCAUUCCCAUGUUCCUUGCCAACUUUUCCUACUUGACUAUCUUGAACCUCUCAUUCAAUAAUCUGGAAGGCCAAAUACCCGAUGGAGGUGUUUUCUCAAAUCUCACCUUUCAGUGUUUGACUGGGAAUGAUGGGCUAUGUGGCGCUCCUCGCCUUGGAUUUUUGGCAUGCCUUGACAUGCCUCGCUCAAGUAAUAGGAAAUUGCUACAAAUUCUACUCCCAACACUCACAGUAGUUGUUGGUGUCGUCGCCAUUUCUAUAUACCUAUGGUCUAGAAAGAAACUUAACAAGAGAGAUGCCAUAGCUAGUGAUGAUCCAAUAGAUGUGGUUGGCUAUCAGAUAGUCUCCUAUCAUGAGCUUAUUCGUGCCACCAAUAAUUUCAGUGAAGAAAACAUCUUAGGCUCCGGAAGCUUUGGAAAAGUCUUCAAGGGCCAACUGAGCGAUGGUUUGGUGGUCGCGAUAAAAGUUCUUGACAUGCAGCUGGAGCAGGCCAUCCGAAGUUUUGACGUCAAGUGUCAAGUGCUUCGCAUGGCGCGACACCGCAACCUAAUAAAGAUACUCAACACAUGUUCCAACCUUGACUUCAGAGCACUAGUGCUUCCGUACAUGCCAAAUGGCAGCUUAGAGAUGCUCCUACACCAGUCUCAAGGUUCAUUGCGCCUAGGGUUCCUUGAAAGACUAGGCAUAUUACUCGACGUGUCGAUAGCAAUGGAGUAUUUGCACCAUGAGCACUAUGAACUAAUCUUGCACUGUGACUUGAAGCCUAGCAAUGUGUUGUUUGAUGAGGAGAUGAUGGCGCAUGUGGCGGACUUUGGGAUUGCAAGGUUGAUUCUAGAUGACAAGUCCAUGACAUGUGUGAGCAUGCCUGGAACUGUUGGGUACAUGGCACCAGGUACCUAA
Molecule: messenger RNA, 1644 nt
Organism: Triticum urartu
Lineage: Eukaryota; Viridiplantae; Streptophyta; Magnoliopsida; Poales; Poaceae
Source: RefSeq, a predicted model, not a curated record